UUGCUGGUGGUGUCUUCCCCGCAAAAAGGUCUGGCCCUUCUUCCGAGUCAACGAGAUGAACAUGGGAUGGCAUGGCAUGGUAUUGGGGAAGAGAGAGUCCAGCUUGGAUGGCUCAGACCAAUCGUUGACGAUGCGACGCUCCUGAUUUGGAACCCGAGGAGACCACUUAGAACGAGAGACUCCGGGCGAUGGAGACGGAGCUGGGAGGAUAAGGGUUGUCAGUCACACCACUGGUACUAAACAGUUGGGCCAGCCAUCUUGCUGAAGGGGGCAAGCGAGCUCUUCGGAUGCAUGCUGCUACGUGUACACACGGCUGGAUGAUACAUGCCAUGCCAUGUCAAUCACUUUUCCCAUCGGGUGAAUCCCCCCAAGGCCAGGUGCAAUAUAAAACCACCUCGUGCCUUUUUGCCCGCAUGCGGUUGACAAGUCAGCUAGACGAGCUGUGCCGCAUUGGGUGCUCGGCACGGGUCCGCAUGAGCACCUGCAGCUGCGUCUGAAUGUCCCGUUUUUGCUUGUCGAUGCAGGUUUGUAGAGUCUGCCUGGCGCUCGCACAAAAGGCAUCCUCGAUUCAACUGCCUCCAGUUCACAGCCGAUUCACUGGCUUAUACGACAAAGUCCAGUAGUGAUGGUGACUCCCCCAAAGCCCGGUGGGCGCCCGGGACUGUCCCCCGUCCCGUCCCCCGUUCUGUGCCGAGUCGGAAUUCCGCCCAACAACCUCGGCGUACAGGGUAGGGAGCGUCUCGCUCCUGGCCCUCCCGAAUAACCGAAUACACUCCCCCUCUUGAAUGAAGACACCGCCAAGCACCAUCCUUUGGGAAAUCAAAGAAAAAACUUGAUAUCGAACCCCCGUUCCCCUUAAUCAUGAACGAAAUCAGCCAAUAUCGAAGCUUCUCCUCUUUCUCCAAACACGUCAACCAGCCCCCUCCCCCCUCCCCGUCCAGCGGAGUGCGGAGUUGCCGCUCCAACGCCCUCUCUCACACACAUACAGACACCCAUAAAUUAAGCACAACCAAGUGAGCCAAGAGCCCAUGGGGAAGCGGAACGCCAUGUGGGGAAGGAGGAUGGUGCACAGCUAGCUUCCCCGCAUGUUGCUUAUCCCAAGUGUGACUGGUUCCGAGUCUCUCGCUCAACCAGUCACCCCCAUCUCACCACCCCCCCCCUUAAGCUCCAUCGUAAGCAGAGGAAUAUCUCCUCCCACUGGAUGGAUAAAUGCAAACGAAACCCCCCCGUGCCCCCCGACCGCCGAGAGUGUAGGGCCUUGGCAAGCCACAACCCGGCUCUUUGCUGUAUGCCCCCCGAUGCAACGGUCAUUCCAUUCGGACCUUCUGCCACCUGGGGCCCUGGACAGAACGCUUCUGUCUCCCGCCGUCCCGCCUCAGACAUCAUGUCGUCUCUGCCGGAUCCGUGCAUGGGUAGACAAUGGGCAGAUGGCAAAACAACAUGGGGAGAGGUGGUUCUCCUUCACGGCAGUGCGUAUAAAGCACCCGGGGUGGUCCUCGUCGGAUGUUGAACGGUUUGUGGCCUCUUUCAGCCCAAGGACAAGGACGCGGCAACAUAUACCCCCGGGUCCAUUUCUGAUAUAAACACCGUUCCUACCCCCCUCAUCCUCGCCCGUCGUCGCACGACUCUUUUUGAUAUCGUUUCCCGCUCGCCCGUACCCUCCCCCUCUCCCUCCAAGGCACCUUAGCAACAGGUCAGCAACCCCCACCAUGGUCCAGAUCAAGCGCAUCCAGGAGACCGGGGCGUCGGACCCGAUCCUGACCCGCAUCUCCGAGGAGGACAAGGUGCCGUGGUACCAGAAGCCGAACCUGCGGUACCUCUACUUUAUGCUCUUCCCGACCUGCAUGGGCAUCGAGUUGACGUCGGGCUUCGACUCGCAAAUGAUCAAUGCUCUGCAGAUCGUGCCCUCCUGGAAAGAAUACUUUGGUGACCCGCAGGGCAGCCUGAAGGGCAUUAUCGCCGCCGCCUACUCGCUUGGCGCCAUCUUGUCCCUUCCUUUCAUCCCCGUCGUCAACGACAAGUUCGGGCGGCGAUGGUCCAUCUUUGGCGGCAGCGUGAUCAUGGUCAUCGGCGCCCUCAUCCAGGGGUUCUCUCAGCACGUCGGCAUGUACAUCGUUGCGCGCAUGAUUCUCGGCUUCGGUAUUCCGACCUGUAUUGUCUCCGGCUCCUCCCUCAUCGGCGAGCUCGGUUACCCCAAGGAGCGUCCGGUUCUCACGUCUCUGUUCAACGUUGCCUACUUUGUCGGUCAAAUCACGGCUGCCGGUAUCUGCUUCGGCACCAACAACAUCAAAAGUGACUGGGCGUGGCGCAUCCCGUCCCUCCUCCAGAUCUGCCCGUCACUUUUACAGAUCACCUUCGUCUUCUUCCUCCCCGAGAGCCCCCGUUGGCUCAUCACCCAGGACCGCGCCGAGGACGCGAAUGAGAUCCUCAUCAAGUACCACGCUGAGGGCGACCGCGACUCCGAAUUCGUCAAGGCGGAGAUGGUGCAGAUGAAAACUGUCAUCACGCUCGAGAUGGAGGCCUCGAAGCACUCGUGGAUGGACAUCCUCGACACCUCCGGCAUGCGCCGCCGCGCUCUCAUCUCGGCGAUGCUUGGCCUAUUUACCCAGUGGUCCGGCAACACGCUCAUAUCGUACUACCUCGGCGACCUGCUCGAGAUGAUCGGCUUGACAGACUCUACCGUCAAACAGAAGAUCAACCUCGGCAUCGCGGGCUGGUCCCUCAUCUGCGGUUUUACCGUGGCCAUGCUCGUCCGGACGUUCCGCCGUCGCGUCAUGUACCUCGCCUGCACCAUCUCACUGCUUCUGUGCUACAUCGCGUGGACCAUCUCCAUGGAGCGCGCUGUUCACGCCCUAGACAACGAUUACAAGAACGAGAGCGCAUCGGUGGCGACCAUCUUCUUCAUCUUCAUGUACUCGCCCUGCUACAACAUCGGCUACAACGCGCUGACGUACACGUACCUCGUCGAGCUGUGGCCCUACGCGCUGCGCUCGCGCGGCAUCUCGCUCUUCCAGCUGUUCGGCCGCCUGGCGGGCUUCUUCACGACCUUUGUCAACCCCAUCGGCAUCGGCAACGCCUCCUGGCGCUACCUCAUCAGCUACUGCUGCUGGCUCGCCUUCGAGGUCGUCUUCGUCUACUUUAUGUUCCCCGAGACCGCGGGCCGCACCCUCGAGGAGCUGGCCUUUUUAUUCGAGGACAAGGCCCUCGCCGACCAGGCCGUCGGCGCCGUCGAAAAGGCCAUCCACCAUGAGGACAUGGACCCCGUCGGAGAGGUCAAGAGCGGUGGCGGCAGGGCGGAGGUCGUGGAAAAUGUUGGCGCCAGAUCCAAGGUCUGAGUCGUGCUCGCGGUCGAGGGAGACAAGCCUUCGUGUCGGGAUUCUUUAAGGAUAAGUGAGUCCCGGCGUCUUGUAAGAGGAGCAGCAUCUGUAUCCCCGGUUAGUAUAUUCGAGUAUGAAUUCCACAUCUCCACAAUUUGUGC
Colletotrichum destructivum is the source of this 3478-nucleotide messenger RNA. Its product is annotated as Putative major facilitator, sugar transporter, major facilitator superfamily. The transcript has 8 exons. Gene Ontology annotation, molecular function: carbohydrate:proton symporter activity. Gene Ontology annotation, biological process: carbohydrate transport; transmembrane transport. Bases 1710 to 3335 code for a protein of 541 amino acids. Gene Ontology annotation, cellular component: membrane. The record is from RefSeq and is a predicted model, not a curated record. NCBI's taxonomy places the organism in Eukaryota, Fungi, Ascomycota, Sordariomycetes, Glomerellales, Glomerellaceae.